Molecule: messenger RNA, 716 nt
Organism: Mesorhabditis belari
Lineage: Eukaryota; Metazoa; Nematoda; Chromadorea; Rhabditida; Rhabditidae
Source: the annotation of a GenBank genome assembly
CCAAUUAUUACCAUGAUGUGGUGAGAGAGUGCUCAAAGCGAGGCGGAAUUGUGGCGAAAAUUCAGAAUGCCUUCGAGAAUGCAUUUUUCUACGCGUUGAUUAGUGAUGACUUUGACAAUCAGCCUCCAUAUAUUGGAGUUGAGAAGAAACCGAAUGGAAACUGGACGUACGCUGAUGGAACACCUUUAACUUAUCAACAUUGGGCAUCGGAGGGUCCUUGUCCAUCCAAUUGGCUUUACUUUGAUCAGACAAAAUCGUGCUACUAUCUACAGAAUUUCAUCUACCCGGAUAGUCAGCACUGGAAAUACUGGAAUUUCACCGAAGCGGAAGCACUUUGUCAAGGAAUGCAUGGCCAUUUGGUGUCGUUUCAUUCAAAAACCGAGUACGAUUUUGUGAUGGAUCUCAUUGGCACAAACGUGAAUACAACCGAUAAUUUGGGCUUUCUAAGUAUAGACGGACAACACGUGUGCUGGUGGAAAGAUGUGUGGACUGGCUUAGUUGGAACAGGUGUCAUUAACAAUGGAUAUUGGACUGAUGGGACACCCGUUGAUUAUUCACCACCACAUAUCACCAAUCCGGAGGACAGGAAUCAAACUAACAACUGGAUAAUGUGUAACGAUCCUACAUGUGACCCAUCACCCGGUUGGUACACACUACCGGCUGUGGCUAAAUAUUCCCGUUUCAUGUGCAAAAUGCCGGGCAAGAGUCUCAUCGUG